AUGUUGAGAAGAUCUGGUUUAAAUAUUCAUAGAACCAGACAAGUGAUCCAAAGGUUCUUGUCAGGAUCAACACCCGAUCGUGCUAUUCUUUCCAAAUAUCCAAUUGGUUUGAAUUUGCAUGGAUUUGAGAUUACUGAAACUACACCAAUCCCAGAAUUUUCACUUGUUGCAGUUGGUUUACAACAUCCUAGUGGUGGUAAACACUUGCAUUUACAUGCUGAGAAUGAUACUAAUAACGUGUUUCUGGUUGCAUUCAAGACUAAUCCUCCUGAUUCAACCGGGGUUCCCCAUAUCUUGGAACAUACUACAUUAUGUGGAUCGGAAAAGUAUCCUGUAAGAGAUCCUUUCUUCAAGAUGACAAACAGAUCCUUGAGCAAUUUUAUGAAUGCAAUGACAGGUCAUGACUAUACAUUUUACCCAUUUGCUACCACCAACGCUCAAGAUUUUAACAACUUGUUAGACGUUUACCUUUCUUCUGUUUUUGAACCUAGACUCAACUACAAUGACUUUUUACAAGAAGGUUGGAGAUUAGAACAUGAAGAUGUAAAUGAUAUCAACUCCAAAAUUACAUUCAAAGGUGUGGUAUAUAAUGAAAUGAAAGGACAAUACUCCAAUUCGGCAUAUUAUUUCUAUAUUAAAUUCUUGGAAUCAAUUUACCCACAGUUGCAUAAUUCCGGAGGUGAUCCUAAGAAUAUUACUGACUUGAAUUAUGAAGAUUUGAUUGAAUUCCACAGUAAGAAUUAUCAUCCUUCAAAUGCUAGAUCCUUCACUUAUGGUAACUUGCCUUUGGAAGGUCAUUUACGUAAAUUGAAUGAUUUUUAUACUAGAUUUGGCAAGAGAAGUAAAUCACUCGAUAUCAAGCAGCCAAUUUUCACUCAAACCAAUAACAAAUCAUUUGACAUAGUAGCUCCUGGACCAAUUGAUGCUAUGAGUGGUAAAGAACCAAGUUCACAAUAUAAUAGUUCAAUUACCUGGAACUUGGGUAAUCCAUUGGAUGAGAAUAUGAAAUAUGAAGUUUUCAAAUGGAAAAUUCUCGGUUCUUUGUUGUUUGAUGGUCACAAUUCUCCAUUAUACCAAGAGCUUAUUGAAUCUGGUUAUGGUGAAGAUUUCUCACCAAACUCUGGUGUUGAUAUAACCACUUCAUUAUUCUCACUUACUGUCGGUCUUAACUUCUUGACUAAAGAGCAAGCCGCCAACUUGGAAAGUAAAGUUGUUGACAUUAUCAAGAGUAAAGUUUUGCCUGAAUUGGAAAGCCCUGAAAGCAAUUACGAUGAUAGAGUCCAAGCAAUCGUUCAUCAAAUUGAAUUAAACUUUAAGAAACAUAAGGCAAACUUUGGAUUCGGAUUACUUAAUGCGAUUGUUCCAUCUUGGGUCAAUGGGUUGGAUCCAAUUAAACAAUUACAAGUUGAUCAAACCUUGACUAAAUUCAAAGAAGAUUAUUCCCAGAAUGGAUUAAAUAUUUUCAAGGAUUUAAUCAACGACACCUUGUUGAAUCCAGAAACUAAGAAGUUUAAAUUCACCAUGGAACCAAGAGAAGAUUUUCCUAAAGUUAUUGCUGAAGAAGAAUCAACCAGACUUGACUUGAAGACUAAAUCAUUAGAGCCAGAAGAUGUCAAGACUAUUUAUGACCGCAAUUUAAAACUUGCAGAAGAACAAGUCAAGGAACAAGAUACUGAUGUUCUACCUACAUUAACUAUGGAUGAUAUUCCUAAACGUGGAGAAUUCUACCCAUUGCAAAACAUUUCAAUUAAUGAAAAGACUGUUCUGGAAAGAGUGGUUGAUACUAACGGAUUAGUGUACACUUAUGCCUUAAAGAGCAUUAAUAAUUUACCAAUCAAGUAUCAUAAAUAUCUUCCAUUAUUCACCAACUGUUUGACUAACUUGGCAGGUACUGUUUCAACACCAAUUACUGAUCUUGAAACCAAGAUUAAUAUGAAAACUGGUGGAAUCUCAUUCAAUUAUCGAAUCACACCCAACCCAUACAAUACUUCUGAUUUCAAGUUGGGAUUUCUGAUUAGUGGUUUAGCACUCAAGAAAGAUGCCAAACAUGUUUAUGAUUUAUGGUAUGAAAUAAUUACCCAAACCAAGCUUGAAGCUGAAGAAGACGUUCUUGAUAAAUUGUCAGUUUUGAUUAAGAAUAUGGCCCAGAAUCAGAUUAAUAACAUUGCCGAUAGGGGACAUUCAUAUGCCAGUGGAGUAAGUAGUUCCAAGUUAUCUCCUUCAAAAUAUGUAUCUGAUUUAACUAAUGGGUUGACGCAAAUUCAAUUUGUUAGUGAAUUAAAUUCAAAUCUUGAAAGUAGAGGUGAGGAAUUCUUAACCAGUGAACUCUUGCCUAUUUUGCAAGAAAUUCAACAACAUAUCUUGUAUGGAGAACCUGAGGGAUUCAAGUAUAGACUUGUUGGUGAUGCGGAAAUUGUGAAGGAGAACGAAUUAUUGCUUCAAGAUUUUGAUUCAAAACUUGCAAAGAACUCCCUCCCAUCUACCAAUGAAGGAUUAGACUCUCUUCUAAGCUCAUGGAAAGGUUUAACAGCCAGUGAGAAAACAUUGGUUAACUUGCCAUAUCAAGUUGGCUAUUCUUCAUUAGCCAAACAAGGUGCAAACUAUGCAAGCAAAGAUGGAGCUGCAUUACAAGUAUUAUCGCAGUUAUACACCUUCAAGCACCUUCAUUCUAAGAUCAGAGAAUCUAAUGGUGCAUACGGUGGUGGAUUGAACUAUGACGGACUAUCAGGAAUCUUAAACUAUUAUUCCUACCGUGACCCAAAUCCUGUUAAAUCCAUUGAAACAUUCACUGAAUCAUUCGACUAUGGGUUGAAGGGAUGGACUGAUGCUGAUUUGCAACAGGCUAAAUUGAGAAUUUUCCAAAGUGUUGAUGCACCAAUUAAUGUUUCUAGCCAAGGUUCUUCUGUUUUCUUUGACGGAAUUUCUGAUGAAUUGAGACAGGAAAGAAGAGAAAAUUUCUUGAGUGUUAAUUCGAAUGAUUUGGUUGAUGCAGCUCAGAAAUAUUUGGUGGAUAGUGAUAUUAAUUCCAUUACUAUUAUUGGUGACAAUGAUGCUUUGAAAGUUGGGGAUGAUUGGAAAGUAAGAGAAUUGAAGGCAUAA
Molecule: messenger RNA, 3099 nt
Organism: Spathaspora passalidarum NRRL Y-27907
Lineage: Eukaryota; Fungi; Ascomycota; Pichiomycetes; Serinales; Debaryomycetaceae
Gene: CYM1
Product: Cym1p
Exons: 1
Coding region: 1-3099 (1032 amino acids)
Biological process (GO): protein processing
Cellular component (GO): mitochondrial matrix
Molecular function (GO): metal ion binding
Source: RefSeq, a predicted model, not a curated record